Lecanosticta acicola is the source of this 1498-nucleotide messenger RNA. NCBI's taxonomy places the organism in Eukaryota, Fungi, Ascomycota, Dothideomycetes, Mycosphaerellales, Mycosphaerellaceae. The record is from the annotation of a GenBank genome assembly.
AUGGCGACAGAACAGAACACCUUUGGAAUGAGCGUCCCUCCGGCUGAGUCUGGCAGGCCUACGAACGAUGACACGACAACGCAGUCCAAGACAGGAUUCACCGCGACUUUGCGGGAAGUCACCACGGCGAAUCGCUCUGGUCAGCAUCUGUACAUUACCGGUCUUCGAGGAGUCCUGGUGAUUGAGAGCUUCUUCUGGACGUAUUUCUUCACCUUCAUUCCCACAUUGGCAUCCAGCGCAACUCCAGGACCGACGUACCAAAAUCUGCUGCGGGAUGUCUUCAGCGUGCCACUAUGGAAUCCCAGCCUCAUCUACAAUUCCUUCGUUAUCCUCUCGAUGCGGACGAUCCCUGUGACGUUUCUGCAGAAUCCGACCGGUCAGGUCUACGCGGCGACAGUCAUCCGAAGGAUUGUCCGCAUGGUGCUCAUUCUCUGCGUCGGAUCCGGAAUAGCCACUGCAAUCUUUUCACAGAUUGGAGUCAACUUCAUUGACGACUUCAAGACGAGGCUGCCGAAUCAGUCCAUGCAGACUCCGGUAAAGGUACACGAUGCAGUCGCUGCAUGGAAUUCGUUGUACAACUUGUUCUGGCUCACGACCGAUUUCUUCAGCCAGGCGGCAAAUUCUUUCUGGCCAACCGGCACUUUGUGGGUGUCUUCCAUCGUCUACUUCCAGGUACGCGCUCGAGAUGCAUCGUCCAUCAAGAGCAGAUCAACAGCUGAUAGUGUAUAGUCGUUCACGGUGUACUUCAUCAUGGUCAUUUUGCCAUACACUCGCGCAAAGUGGCAUCUCAAAGGGCUUUUCUUGUUUGGAUUCGGCUCAUUCUGGAUGGGUCACUGGGGCUGGUACAGCGUCACCGGCCUGUUCUUCGCCGAUCUCGCGAUCGACCCCAUUCUGAAGGCGGAGUUGAAAUCGGGAUUCAAGCUCAAAGACGAUUGGCAUAUUCCGUACUGGGCCGCUGCUGUCGCUUCCGCCGCGACUGGCAUCGCAUUGAAGUACACCUUCGCAGUGCUUCCCCAGUUCGUGGACAGUUUGCUCGUCUUACACCCAUUCUUGGAUCUGUCGGAGUCGACCAAUCGCCAGCAGUACGCAGAAAUGGGGCCAUACGCGCGCCUUGAUGAUUGGCUCAUCAUCAUUGCAGUCUUGAUUGCCGUCGAGUCAUUCGAGACGGCGCAGUACUUGCUCUCCUUCAAGCCGUUGGUAUACCUCGGCGAACGAUCGUUCAGUGAGUAAGGGUGGUGAUGGCAGAAGGCUGGAAGCACAGCUAACCCAGCGCUUUGCAGGCAUGUUCGCCGCACAAUGCAUCUUCUUCUGGACCGGAGGCAUCAAGCUUUGGCUCGUGUUGCACGACGACAGAGGUGUCAGCACUGCCGGCGCCAACGCUGUCGUUUUCAUCACCGGCUGUCUAGCGGUUGGCGUCUUCAGCGAACUCUUCUACAGAAUUUUAGACUUGCCGUCCAGGUGGAUUGCAAAGCGCACAUAUACCUGGCUGGUCAACUGA